CCCUCACCGCACCUCACCCUUGGGGCGCGAGCGAGCUGGCGUUGCUGCGCCCACGUCGCCGUCUCGCGGCUAUAUACACCUGCACGCAUCGCUACCGACACCGCCGCACGCACGCAAAGCACCAAGAACCUUAGAAUCCAUUCGCCGACGCCGGCCGCCGAAAUGGCCGCCGCCGCCGCCGCGGGCGCCGUGACCGUGGCCGCCUGCGCGACCGCCGUUCUGGCCCUCAUCACGACGUCGUCGUCGAACGACGACGAGGCGCGGAGCGGCGCCACGGUGGCGCCGGAGGUGGAGGCGGUUUCUUCGCCGGCCCCGCCGCGCGAGUGCGCGGUGUGCCUGUCCGAGCUGCCGACGGCUGGAGCGGAGGAGGAGGGGCGCUCGGGCCCCGAGCCGGCGGCGGUGCGGGCGCUGCCGGCGUGCGGCCACGCGUUCCACGCCGACUGCAUCGGCAGGUGGCUGCCGCUGCGCCCGGAGUGCCCGCUCUGCCGCCGCCCCGUGCUGCUCGGCGACGGGCAGCGGCAGGCCGUGGCGGCGUCGUCGGCCACGCCGGCGCCUCCGUGGGCGCGACCGACGAGGGGGAUAGCCUGCGGCUUCGGUGACGGCAGGGUGGUGUGGACGCGCAGCCCAUCCGCCAGGCAGUAGCAGCAAAACAGUCUGAUUGGGCUUUGGGAUUAAUUUCGGGAAAUUUGUUUGUGGUUUAUUUGCAAAUUCGGGUUUAAUUAAAUCUGUUCUACCACAAAAUUGUAACUAGGCUGAUCGCCACAAGGAAUGAGGAAAUGAAACACCUCCAACUUAGCGUAUGCAUUUGUUAGCUGGUGGCUGAGGCCCGUGAGUGUAAACUUUUGCAGGAUCUUCUUUUCAUUUGUUCUAAUCUCUGGCCAGGCUAAAACCUUCCCCCACGUACCCUACUCUAGACAGGCCAAAAGUGGCCCACAACCAUCUUGUUUUUCUAUUUUCUUCAUUCUUUUUAUUUCAUCGCCCAAGUGUAAAGUAAGACUUUGCCCAGUUAGGAGCAGCUAUGUAUGGGGAAUAUGCCGACCACAUUCUUCA
Panicum virgatum (switchgrass) is the source of this 1050-nucleotide messenger RNA. RefSeq names its product RING-H2 finger protein ATL64-like. NCBI's taxonomy places the organism in Eukaryota, Viridiplantae, Streptophyta, Magnoliopsida, Poales, Poaceae. Gene Ontology annotation, molecular function: zinc ion binding. The transcript has a single exon. The coding region runs from base 163 to 642 and encodes 159 amino acids. The record is from RefSeq and is a predicted model, not a curated record.